GGACCCUAAAGCCCAAUGUUCAACCCAAUACCCAUUAUCCAAAAGCCCGAACCCCAAACCGAUUCGCUAAACCCGAAAGAAAAGGCGGAGCAGCACACCGAAACAACAAUUGAAACAAAAACAGCGAACACGAACACCACCGGAAUGGAAAUCGACGACGGAGAAUCGCCGGCAGCGCCGACCCGAACUCCGCACAUAAAGAAACGAGCUCUUAAAAACAAAGCCUUAGCUGUAUCGUUCGACGAGAAAGAUCUCAGUGAUUUCUUGACUGGCUUUCACAAGAGGAAGAAGAAAAGAAGAAAGGAAGCCGUAAAAUUGCAAGAAGAGGCCUUGCGGCGCAAGCGGAUUGAACAGCGUAAGAAGAAAAAACUGGAAAGAGAAUAUAUUUUACAUGGAGGAGCUCCACCGCCAUCUGAUGAAAAUGAUGAAGAUGUUGAGGCUGAUGAAGAAAGCAAGACAGUUGCAUCAGUAAAUGGAACAUUGGAGUACGACAAUGGAGACAUGAAAGUUACUGUGACAACUAGCGAAAUCUCUCGUGAAGAUGGGGAUGAACAAAGAGAAAAGAUGCAACCGGCAGUGCCAAAUUCGGCUGGAGUUGAUAAGAAGAAGAAGCACAACUUGGCUGUUAAUAAAAAGAAAUCAUUCAAGAAAGUAUCAAAGCACAAGUCGAAGUCAAGCCCGUACUGUAAAAGAGACAAGAAGGGAAAAAACAAGAACAAGAAGCGUUAAUGGGGUGCGAUUUGGUUGAAAUUGCUUUUGUGCUGGGGAUAUGUAGCAUCCACAAUUACAAUUGCUGAUCGGCGUUCUUGGCCGUGGAGAGAAAUGGCUUACUUGCAUGGUUUAGCUAAAGCUUGCUUUACAAAAGGUGUUCUUAACAUGGUAUAUUUGAACUGAUCCAAUACCACAUUUUUGCAUAGGCAUAAAGCACUAGCAAAGUUUGAACUCUUUGUAAUUUGCUAAUUUUAUGUAUGAUUUUUUUUGUCCAAA
Mercurialis annua (annual mercury) is the source of this 987-nucleotide messenger RNA. RefSeq lists its product as uncharacterized. The transcript is spliced from 4 exons. Lineage: Eukaryota; Viridiplantae; Streptophyta; Magnoliopsida; Malpighiales; Euphorbiaceae. Bases 16 to 729 code for a protein of 237 amino acids. Gene Ontology annotation, molecular function: RNA binding. The record is from RefSeq and is a predicted model, not a curated record. Gene Ontology annotation, cellular component: nucleolus.